AUGUUAAAAACAUCAAAUUUAAUUUCGUCAUUAUUACAUAACAAUUUAAAAAAUACAUCAAUAUUACGAAAUAAAAGUAUUUUUUAUUAUUCAACAAAUAGUAAUAAUAAUAAUAAUAAUAAUAAUAAUAAUAAUAAUAAUAAUAAUAAUAAUAAAAAUAUCAAUUUACAAAAUAUAAAGGGAACAUAUGAUUUAUUUCCAAAUGAACAAAGAAUUCAUAAAUUUAUAUUUGAUGUUGGAAGAGGUGUUGCAGAAAGAUAUGGAUUUAAAGAAAUUAGUACACCAAUAAUAGAACCAUUUGAAUUAUUUAAUAGAUCAGUUGGUGAAAGUUCAGAUAUUGUAAUGAAAGAGAUGUUUAAAUUUAAAGAUUAUUCAAAUGAGUCAUCAUCGCCACCAUCAAUGAUAUGUUUAAGACCAGAAGGUACAGCAGGAGUAAUACGUGCAAUUAUUAAUCAAUCAUCAACCAAUCAUUUAACACCAGCUCAAAGAUACUAUUAUCAAGGACCAAUGUUUAGAUAUGAAAGACCACAAAGAGGUAGACAAAGACAAUUUCAUCAAUUGGGUGUAGAGUUAAUUGGUGAUCAACAUCCAAGAUCAGAUGUUGAAAUCAUUGAUAUGGCCAUGAAUUUCAUAGAGAGACUUGGUAUUAAUAAAUCUGAUACUCUCUUGAAAAUCAAUUCAUUAGGUGAUACUGAUUCAAUUAAAGUUUACAAUGAAACAUUAAAACGAUUCUAUAAUGAUAAUGUUAAUAAGCUAUCACCAAUCUCUAUAAAAAGAUUAGAGAGAGGUAAUUCAUUACGUAUUUUAGAUUCAAAAGAAAGACAAGAUAUUGAAUUAAAUAAAUUGGCACCAUCAAUUCAAGAUAGUUUAUCAAUACAAUGUAAAGAUCGUUUUAAUAAUGUUUUAAAAGGUUUAGAUUGUUUAGGUAUUUCAUAUGAAAUUGAUAAAUCUUUAGUUAGAGGUUUAGAUUAUUAUAGACAUACAAUAUUUGAAAUUCAAAUAAUUGAUAAUAAUCAAAAUAAUAAAGGACAAAGACAACAACAGCAACAACAACAAGGAUUAGCAAUAUUAGGUGGUGGUAGGUAUGAUGGUUUAGCAAAUCAAUUAGGAUAUAAAUAUAAAGAAAUAUUACCAUCAAUUGGUUGGGCAUCUGGUAUUGAAAGAAUGGUAUUGUUUUUAGAUCAAUCUAAAAUUCCAAAUUCAAUUAGACCAAUUGGUAUAGCGAUAACUGAUUCAUCACUUUCAGAGAAUGCUUUUAAACUUUGUUCAAAUCUUAGAAGAAAUGGUUGGUCUUCAACAUUGUCAACUUUUAAUUUAGAGGAUGAAAACCUUUCAAAACAAUUAAAAAAAUUUAAAAAUAAUCCUUCUUUUGUAAUCAUUUUAGCACCUUCUGAAUAUUCUAAUAAUACUGUUAUCAUUAAAAAUAUGGAUGACACAACUCAAUCAAUUAUACCAUUAAAUGAAAUUGAUAAUUUUUUAGAAAAUAAUAAAGUUUUAAAAAAUUAA
This is a messenger RNA of Dictyostelium discoideum AX4, 1506 nucleotides long. It is a transcript of the gene mhisS, whose product is annotated as histidine-tRNA ligase. Lineage: Eukaryota; Evosea; Eumycetozoa; Dictyosteliales; Dictyosteliaceae. Bases 1 to 1506 code for a protein of 501 amino acids. Gene Ontology annotation, molecular function: ATP binding; histidine-tRNA ligase activity. The record is from RefSeq and is a predicted model, not a curated record. Gene Ontology annotation, cellular component: mitochondrial matrix; cytoplasm. Gene Ontology annotation, biological process: histidyl-tRNA aminoacylation. The transcript has a single exon.